Sodiomyces alkalinus F11 is the source of this 906-nucleotide messenger RNA. RefSeq lists its product as hypothetical. The record is from RefSeq and is a predicted model, not a curated record. Bases 131 to 745 code for a protein of 204 amino acids. Lineage: Eukaryota; Fungi; Ascomycota; Sordariomycetes; Glomerellales; Plectosphaerellaceae. The transcript has a single exon.
CACCGACACAACCUCAGCAAGCCAACCCUUUCUUUUCUUUGAUUCCCACUUUACCUUCUCUAUCGAUCAACCAACCCCCUAGGGUCUUCGUUGGCUUACAAGAGACAAAGAAGAAGAAAAAGGCCAACGGAUGCUGCUCAGGACGACCUCUUUCUUUGGUUCGUCCGAUAACCGAGCCCUGGAUGUUCGUUCGGUCAUCCAUGACAAAGAAAAUGAUGCACAGGACAAAGAUGCAACGAACAGGUGGAAACGACGACAAAUGACGAGUUCCAGUUCCGUUCUCCUGGCUCAUCGUGUCAUUGGAUUUGCAUUAUGGACCGCUCUCGCUCGUACGCCCCUUCUGUUUCCGUCCGACUCGGUAUUUCGUCUCGUUCUCGUUCUUACGCGACGUCAAGCUGCGAGAGAGGUGUCAGGGAUGGGAUCAUGCCUGCAUCACCGCAUAGCAUGCAUGGCAUGCCUGAUUUCAGCCUGUGCUCCGUGGGCGUCCGUCAUUUCAAUAUUCCUCAUCUCGUUCGUGUCCGUCUCUGGUCCGGUCCCCGCGUAUGUGCAGCGAUCUACCUUCAACCGGCAGAUGAACCCACAUAAGCUCCAGCUCCUUGCUUUCCGCCGUUUCGUCACACCGGUAAGGGGCUUGGCAGGCGGCCGUUUUGACCCAGAUCGACGAGUGGUCCGCUGUCUCUUGAAACCCGUGUCUUACUUUUCUCUCUCACUCGGCCGUUUUUCGACCUACCGUCUGCCGCCUUAGGUUCUGCGAAUUAUGACCAUGUCGCUUAUUUUUCUUCCAUUGGACGCACGUUGACAGCAAGUAAAACGACCGCCUCUGCUAACCUGAACUCGAUACUGGACCAGGGACAGAACAGGGGAGUCAUUACGAGGUAGCACACAUCGGACGCCGUCGACGCCUCC